CCUUAAAAAAAUUCCAUGAAACCGCUUAUAUUUUUGCUCAGAGCAUCAAAAUGAUUGGAGAUGUUAAUGUCCCCGUAUUACUUAUUGGCGAUUCAGCCUUUCGAUUGUCGCAUUACAUGAUGAAGCCUUUUCCAUACUCACCAAAUCAACCAGUGUUAGAAAAAACAUUUAACUAUCGUUUAUCCAAAUGUCGCAGAGUUAUAGAGAAUGCUUUCGGUCAACUAAAAGCCCGUUUUAGAAAAAUUGGCAGAGGUUUACCGGUAGCUCCAAAAAACGUUAACAUUAUUAUACAUGCAUGCUGUAUUUUGCACAAUUUUCUAAAAAUUGAAAAUGAUGAAAUUCCUUCUUCGCGGAUCCAAGAUGCUGCAGAAAUAAGUAGAGAAAUUCAACCACAUCACACUACAAGAGCAGGGGAAAAUGAUGUAACAGCAUCGGCUAUUAGAAAUGCAAUAGCUCUGAGUUUUCAUGAAGGUGAUGGUGACGGCAACGAAGGUGGCAGCGGACAUGAUGGUGAUGGUGACGGCAACGAAGGUGGCAGCGGAGAUGAAGGUGAUGGUGAAGGCAACGAAGGUGGCAGCGGACAUGAUGGUGGGGGUGACGGCAACGAAGGUGGCAGCGGACAUGAUGGCGAUGGUGACGGAGGUGAUAAUGGUGGGUCGGACGGCGGCAACAAUUGGGUUAAUGUUGAAUUCUAAAAAAAAUAAACUUUAUAAAUGCAUGUGUUUAUAUAAACAAAAUAAA
Messenger RNA from Bactrocera neohumeralis, 741 nucleotides. Its product is annotated as protein qua-1-like. Bases 51 to 695 code for a protein of 214 amino acids. The transcript is spliced from 2 exons. The record is from RefSeq and is a predicted model, not a curated record. Lineage: Eukaryota; Metazoa; Arthropoda; Insecta; Diptera; Tephritidae.